Oryzias melastigma (Indian medaka) is the source of this 2211-nucleotide messenger RNA. RefSeq names its product interferon-induced protein 44-like. Lineage: Eukaryota; Metazoa; Chordata; Actinopteri; Beloniformes; Adrianichthyidae. The transcript is spliced from 8 exons. The record is from RefSeq and is a predicted model, not a curated record. Bases 454 to 1791 code for a protein of 445 amino acids.
GGAGAUUGAUGAAGUUUAAUGGCAUGAAUGACUGAUAAAGUUUAGUAACAAAGCCCUUUCCCUAUUAGAAUCAUCUCAAAGUGCUAUUAUAAUUAUAAUAAAAACACCUUUAACCACAUUUUCAAAUGAAACUAAAACUUUUAAUAUUUUUGGAUUACAUACAUGCUACAUGGCAUGUGGAGCUUCAGCUGCCGUGCUCGCGCCGCGCCGCGCGCCUCAGCCGUCACAGCGGUCACGCGCUCAUAGUAGAGUAGGGCGGAAGUAAUCUCCCCGAGAACCUGGUUGGCUUCUUUUCUGCUUGUUAAAGUUACCGGCUGGUUUAACCACAAUCUGUUAACUGUGCUUGUCCUGUCCGGUUCACCCCAGUCCUCUCAGCCUUCUAUCUCAGUGCAUAAGGAAGACGGUUCCAGUCAUCAUCAAGAAUCAAAGGAUCAAGCAGCCUUUUCAGACCAGAUGAAUUCCAAGCUCACCAGGAAUCAGCAGAAAGCAAUCUGCUCUCAGCUGGGAAAUUUCAAACUGAAGUUGCUCUACAAAGCCAGCAUCCAUGGUUUCACUGGAGCAGCUUUCCACCAACACUGUGACAACAAGUCACCCACUGUGUCUGUGGGCUACAACAAAUCUGGACGUGUGUUUGGAGGCUACACUAGACAACCGUUCAGUCAGUCUGGACAGUAUGUAAAUGAUGAUCAAGCUUUUCUGUUCUCCUUCAGUGGACAAAAGCUCAUCAAAUAUCCAUGCAUCUAUGCUCAAUAUGCUGUGAAAAUGAUCAGCAACAGUGGUCCUUAUUUUGGAGAAGAUUUAGUUCUUGUCAAUGGAAGCCAACCAGUAGUGUACAGCAUGCCUGGAAACUAUUAUAACUUCAAUGCUGCAGAGAUGCACGGCAACAACCUCAACCUGACUGAGUGUGAAGUCUACCAGGUGGAAGAGACUGUUGAACUGGAGAAACCAUGGAGACCUGUAAUCUGGGAGUCUAAGAGAAAGACCGAGCUGAUGGAGAGCAUUAAAUUCUACAAACCUUUGAACAGCUCAGUGACUCAGGCUCGGGUUUUACUUAUUGGACCUGUUGGUGCUGGAAAGUCCAGCUUCUUCAACUCCAUCAACUCCAUCUUUAGAGGUCAUGUCACCAGUCAGGCCAUUUCUGGAAGCUCCUCCACCAGCCUGACGACACAAUUCAGAACAUACUCUGUGAAGGCUGGAAGAGAAGGUAAACCUCUGCCACUCGUCCUGUGUGACACCAUGGGACUGGAGGAAGGCGUGGGGGCGGGACUUGAUAUAGAUGACAUCAGCAAUAUCCUUAAAGGUCAUCUGCCUGACCGUUACCAGUUCAACCCCUCUGGUCCUCUGCAAUCAGAGGCUCACGGUUUCUGCAAGAGUCCAGAUCUCAAAGACAAGAUCCACUGUGUGACUUAUGUCCUGGACGCCAGCAAGAUCUCCAUCAUGACCACAAAGAUGGAGGAGAAGCUGAAAGCUAUCCGUAGGAAAGUCAACUUGAUGGGGAUCCCUCAGCUGUUGUUGCUCACUAAAGGAGAUGAAGCCUGCGCUCUGGUGAGAGAAGACAUCAGAAAUGUCUACAAAAGUGGCUAUAUUAAAGAUCUGAUGCAGGAGGCUGCCGCUCGGGUCGGUGUACCUUUGUCCUGCAUCAUUCCAGUGAAGAACUACAGUGAGGAGCUGGAAUUGGACACAAACACCGACAUCCUGCUGCUCAGUGCGGUUGUUCAGAUGCUUCGCUUUGUGGAUAACUUCUUUGAUGAGAUCAGUGAUCAGCUGAGCAGUCUCACAACUGAGAAAUAAUCAUCACUCAGAUCACUCCUUGUUGUAGAAGGAUCCAAAGAAGUCCAAGAUAUAUAAUUUCAGGAUGAAGACUGCUUGAUGGACCACAAAAUAUAUAAUUCUAAAUACUAAGAUUACAAACUAUGAUGUUGCUUCAAAUUUAUCAGUGUCAAAAUGAAUAAAGCUUAGAAAACUACAGUGGUAGAAAUUCGAAGGUGAAGGUUGCAUGACAUUAUGGAAGAAGGUGAAGGUGGUGACAUUAUGGGAUGAAGAGCUGAAGCAGUGGACUUCAGGGCUAUCAAAGACUGGUUCUUACUCUUGAAGGAGGUAAAGAUAAACUCCAGAAGGACUUCUUGGUUGGGAGAAAAUGCAAAUAUACACUGCCUUGCUUGGUGUUGGAUGGAGUGAAUUAAAAAAAAAAAAAAAGUCAUGCAUCAAAAA